Messenger RNA from Gilbertella persicaria, 420 nucleotides. RefSeq lists its product as uncharacterized. Lineage: Eukaryota; Fungi; Mucoromycota; Mucoromycetes; Mucorales; Choanephoraceae. The record is from RefSeq and is a predicted model, not a curated record. The transcript has a single exon. The coding region runs from base 1 to 420 and encodes 139 amino acids.
AUGGAUUCUCAAUUCCCCGUUGAAGAAGACUACAACAAUUCUGUUGACUCUUAUUCUGUCACUAUUAAUGGCUUUAUUUUCUGUACCCGCCAUGGUCUUGAAGUCUGUGAUAAAUGUCCCACUGACAAUCGUUCUGCUAACAACAUGAUGGUGGAGGAUAUGCUCCAUGAAAGACUUACUGAAGAAGAAUAUAAUACCAAAUGGAAGGGAGAUGAUCGUGAACCUUUCUCAGUUGCCCACAAGUGGACCCGUGUAUCAAAAGGCAAGCCCGGCUGCAUGGCUCAUAAGCAAGUGGCAUGCGAAGAGUGUUUCAAUUGGGGUGAACAACUGUAUCGUGGCAUUCACGGAGGUCGCAAGCCUAGAGUAUCUCGCUUAGGACGCAAGAGUCGUGAUCAUACUGUUGAUGAACGUAUUGAAUAA